This is a messenger RNA of Cornus florida, 1603 nucleotides long. RefSeq lists its product as uncharacterized. The transcript is spliced from 5 exons. Lineage: Eukaryota; Viridiplantae; Streptophyta; Magnoliopsida; Cornales; Cornaceae. Gene Ontology annotation, cellular component: endoplasmic reticulum membrane. Gene Ontology annotation, molecular function: hydrolase activity, acting on ester bonds. The record is from RefSeq and is a predicted model, not a curated record. Bases 294 to 1322 code for a protein of 342 amino acids. Gene Ontology annotation, biological process: GPI anchor biosynthetic process.
AAAUAAUCUCCUCCUUCUCAAGCUCAUCACUUCGAUUCUCUCUCAGUCGCUUUCACGUCUCUCAUCGAUUUCAAAUAUAUAUAUAUAUAUAUAUAUAUAAUAUUAUAUUAUAUAUACGGUAACAUAUGUAUUUAUACAGAUAGGUUCAGGAGUUGAGUUUUGUUAUGUAAAUCAAUCAUCUUCCAUACACGAUAGCUAUUUCGAGUUCUCUCUCUCAGAUUCAUGAAAGAUUUUCGUCGAUUACAUCUUUUCAUGAACUUUCGAUACCUCUCUUUUUCCAGUUGCUGAAUCUGAUGGCACAAUGUCAAUUGAUUGUGUUCUUCGUUGUGCUCUCGUGUCUCGUUGGUGUGCUCAACGCAAGUGCCGGUGAAGUUGAUCCGAUUUACAAGGCUUGUGUUGAGCAAUGUGAGAAGACAGGAUGUGUUGGGGACAAAUGCUUCCAGCAUUGUAAAUUCUCUUCUGAUGGAAAAGCUAUUGAUGGUCUAUGGUAUCUGCAAGAACCACUUUAUCUGCAGUGGAAACAGUGGGACUGCCGCAGUGACUGCCAAUACCACUGUAUGCUUGCUAGGGAGGAGGAAAGAGAGAAACUCGGUGACAGCCCAGUGAAGUAUCAUGGGAAAUGGCCAUUUCGGCGUGUUUUUGGAAUACAGGAACCUGUUUCUGUGGCUCUUUCUGCCCUCAAUCUCGCUAUGCAAUUUCAUGGUUGGGUGUCCUUUUUCAUCCUUGUUUACUACAAAUUGCCUUUAAGGCCAAAUAGAAAGACAUAUUAUGAGUACACUGGCUUGUGGCAUAUCUACGGGAUCUUAUCAUUGAAUGCUUGGUUCUGGAGUGCUGUUUUCCACAGUCGAAAUGUGGGUUUGACAGAGAGGCUAGACUAUUCAUCUGCUGUAGCAUUACUUGGUUUUUCCCUUAUUCUGGCUAUAUUGCGAGCUUUCAAUGUAAGGGAUGAGGCUUCCAGGGUAAUGGUUUCAGCUCCACUGGUAGCAUUUGUGACAACCCAUAUCUUGUAUUUGAACUUCUAUAAACUCGACUAUGGUUUGAACGCCAAAGUAUGCAUGGCCAUGGGCAUAGUUCAGCUUCUUUUUUGGGCUGUUUGGGCUGGUGUUACUCGACAUCCUUCGCGUUGGAAGUUGUGGGCGGCGGUGGUUGGAGGUGGUCUUACCAUGCUCUUGGAAAUGUAUGACUUUCCACCCUAUAGGGGAUUUGUAGAUGCUCAUGCUCUUUUGCAUUCCACCGCCAUACCUCUCACCUUCCUUUGGUGGAGCUUCAUCUGUGAUGACGCUGAGUUCAGAACGUCAACCCUCAUCAAGAAAGCUAAAUAGCAUAUGCUGAUCUUAAGCACACCCUAAUUGGAGAGGGAAUCAAGCUCACCUCACUCCUUUGUUAAUCCAUCAAAACACCUCUCUUUUUUUCCCGCGUGUUUGCAUUUCUCUGAAAUGUUUAUGGAGGCGGGUUCCUUUGUUUCUAUUUCAAAUCAGGAAAAUUGUUUCAUUUUUAUUUUUUCCCCAAUAUAAUUGGUGGAUAGAAUUAUGUGUUCGUGUUCUUUUUUAUUUUGAGUGAAUGUUGUUGAUUUGAUCUAUAAUCCGAGUCUUGCUUAGUUGAA